AUGCCCCCGAAGCCAUUUAAGCCCUACGGCUCCCCGCCUCCGUUCGAUUUUGACGAAUAUAAGGACGCCUUUGAGCUCUGGCAGCGCCAGUGGACUAUAUUUUUGGCCUUAUCUACCAUCGAUACAGCCCUUCCCCAAGCGGACCGCGUGUCCUAUAAGGCAAAUAUCCUGCUGUCCUGCUUAUCGAAGCCUACUUUACAGGCCAUCUGCACGAUGGGCUUGUCUGAUAUCGAACUUGGUGACCCCGAUAUUAUCAUCGGCAAACUUCGUGAACGGUGUAACGCUGGGGGGAAUUGCCACGUUUGGCGCCAACAAUUUGCCCUUCGUAUCCAACGUGAAAAAGAAUCGGUAGACAGUUGGGUUUGCGAGCUGCGCGAUCUCGCACAAAAAUGCGAAUUCAACACGGAUUGCUGCAACAAAUGCCAGGACACCCGGUUGUUGGGCCAAAUCAUUUACGGCGUCCACAGUGAUGAAGUUCGGCGUAAGUUGUUGCAGGAAGGCGCUACACUAUCCCUCAACAACGCUUUAACAACACUGCGCACGGCCGAAGCAACACUAAUGCAGGCAGCUAACCUGCGGCAAAACGAUCCACCAUCUAUCCAGCAAAUCAAAAACAAUACCGCCAAAACCGACUCAAAGUCCGCUGAUCGUUCCCCGCACCCAGCUUUCCAACGCAACUUCCGGCGUGGCCCACCAGCAGGUGCCCCACCACACGGAUUUUGGAACUGCGGAGCCGAUUCGUUCCACCCAAAGUCUGAAUGCCCAGCCAAUGGAAAAGAAUGUGGUGGUUGUGGCAUAAUAGGUCAUUUUCAAAAAGUCUGCUCACGAAAAUCUUCGAAACCCGAGACAGCGGGAAGUAUCGUCAUCGGAUCCAUUUUACCAGGGGAACUUAUUGAAACCAGCGUCUCGCCCGCCGACAGCGACACGCCCACAGCAGUGCUCUUCCUGCCCGACACGGGCGCCUCGAUUGAUGCCGCAACCAUCAGCGUAGGACCUGUCAACGGAGGCACGCCAGUACUUACCACCAUUCACGUUUCUAAAAAUUUCCAGCAACCAGUUCUAUCAAAAGAAACGCAGGUUCAGCAAAUCACAGCCCAUCCUACGGAUUUAGAGAAAGCUAAUAAGCUGAAAUAUUUAAUGGCUGCCCAUCCCCUCAUCUUCGACGGUGUAUGUCGCCCCAUGGUAGGCCCUCCCUGCCACUUCCAGUUAGCCGACGGUGCCAUACCAUCCGCGAUGAGAGGUUCGCGACCAGUCUCCGUCCCGUUGCUCCCAAAACUCAAAACAGAGCUGGAUUCGCUCGAGGAGCAACAAAUCAUCUGCAAGGUCACCGAGCCGACAGCAUGGGUCCACCCUAUGGUCAUCGCUCCGAAAAAGGACGGCAGCAUACGCGUAUGUGUCGAUUUUACCCCCCUUAACGCCUUCAUCGUCCGACCAACAUUCGAAACUGCCACCCCGUUCCAGGCCGUCCGCUCGAUUCCGGCCGGGAUGCGCUUUUUCACCGUCAUCGACGCGUUAAAAGGAUACCACCAGGUGCCAUUAGACGACGAGUCAGCGACGAUGACCACCUUCUCAACCCCGUUCGGCCGCUACAUGUACCGCCGGUUGCCUUUCGGUGUUUGCCACGCCGGUGAUGACUACAGCCGACGCGUUUCGGCUGUAUUCGAUGAUAUUCCAAAUUGCCGUCGGAUAAUUGAAGACAUCCUCAUAUUCUCCGAGACAUACGAGGAGCACAUUUCUCUCGUCCAACAAGUGUUCCAGCGCGCUGCCGACAACCAAAUCGCCAUCAACACCGGUAAAAUCCAAUUUGCCCAGCCGUCCGUUCUGUUCGGCGGCUAUAUCCUGAGCAACACCGGCUUCCAGCCGAACUCUAAUCGGCCAUCAGUCGAUUUCCUACCCCCACCAACAUCACGGAGAUGA
This is a messenger RNA of Daphnia pulex (common water flea), 1917 nucleotides long. RefSeq lists its product as uncharacterized. The coding region runs from base 1 to 1917 and encodes 638 amino acids. The transcript has 2 exons. The record is from RefSeq and is a predicted model, not a curated record. Lineage: Eukaryota; Metazoa; Arthropoda; Branchiopoda; Diplostraca; Daphniidae.